AUGGCCAUGGCCAACCCAGCCCAGCUGCUGCUCCUUGCAGACCACAUCAAGCUGUCGCUCCUGGAGCGCCAGCGCGCCGUGUCUUUGAACCUGUCGCCCAACUCGCAAGAUGGUCAGAUCUCGCGCUCGCUCGAGUCGCUCUCCUCCGGCAUCGACGCCUUGGACGCCCAGCUUUCCCAGAACCCGGACGAGUCCGUCACCCGCCGCACCUCCACCACCACCACAGCCUCCACCCUCCCAGCACCAUGGCACCGCCUCUCUUCGCCCACCCUCCCCCCCGUGAUGCACACUCCCUACGUUCCACGCAAGCCACCACCACGACCAUCCCUUCAAGACCAAGUUUCGCGCCUGCGCGCGCAGUAUGACGAUCUGUCGGCGCAAUUCAGCACCACAGGCGGCGACAGCGCCGCCGCCACCCUCUCCUCGCCAAACGACCCUGCGCUCUCCGCGGACUUCGCCGCCGCGAGCUCGCAGAAGCCCGCGCGCACGACCAACAAGAAAGCCGUCCGCUUCACCGACGCAGACGACGACGAUGACGACGUGAACCGCGCCGCCCUUUUCCCUUACCGCGACGACCCGGACGAAGAGCGCGCCGACCACUCGGAGCUGUCGAAUCAGCAGAUCCACGAGUACCACCAGCAGGUCAUCUCGCAGCAGGACGAGCAGCUCGACCGGCUGGGCGAGAGCAUCGGCCGCCAGCGCGAGCUGUCGAUCCAGAUCGGCGACGAGCUCGAGGGCCACGUCCUGCUGCUCGACGAGGUAGACGAGGGUGUCGACCGCCACCAGAGCCAGCUCGACCGCGCCGGCAAGCGCCUCGCCAAGGUCGGACGCCGCGCGCGCGAGAACUGGAGCAUGACCCUGAUCGUAGUCUUGAUCGUGAUUCUGGUCUUGUUGAUCGUCAUUACCAAAUGA
This is a messenger RNA of Diplodia corticola, 912 nucleotides long. RefSeq names its product snare complex subunit. The coding region runs from base 1 to 912 and encodes 303 amino acids. Lineage: Eukaryota; Fungi; Ascomycota; Dothideomycetes; Botryosphaeriales; Botryosphaeriaceae. The transcript is spliced from 2 exons. The record is from RefSeq and is a predicted model, not a curated record.